CUCCGAGCUACAAGUCCGGGUUCCCCCUAGGGCCAAUCCUAGGCCACGGCCGUCCUUCGAAAUACUUAACAGGUUGCCUGUUAAGUCGGUUCAUUGAUUAUUCGGCUGUUUGCAUCAUGCAUCAUGAUCCAUAGUUCAUCUCGAGUCCAUAAAUGCACAAUGCAUCUUGCCAUCUCCCAUCAUGUCGGAAAAAGAAAAUUCGGAGUACAAACAAUCCAGUGCGAAAAAUGGCGAACCCGAGGAUGCUUCUGAUGCUGGUCGUUCCCGAGAGCCUCAGACUAACGAAAAAUCUCUGUUAAAGACCAUCAAGAAUCAUGUUCCUUCGUGGAUUACGACCAACUGUACUUCGCCUCGUUCGCUCAAAGUAUUUUUGAGAUGCUGGCUGGCGUCCUGGGUCGGCUUUGUUGUUAUCCUACCUAACGCAUCGCUGAACACGUUGGGAACUUCGGCCUUCUUUACUUCGUUAGCGGGCGUUUUUCUUCCUCCCAAUAUGCCGGUUCAACUUUUCAUCUUCAUGAUAGCAACCCUAAUUGGCGGCAUGCUGUUGGGCUGGGGAAUUGGUGCUGCAGCCACACGUGCAGCCAACGCGGCCCGCAGUAUGGCACAGUUGCAAGCUGCCACUAUCCAGGUUCAGCAAAUGAUAAGCUCCAAUCCGGCUUUACAAGCGAAUCCCGCAGCUCAGACUAUGGCGAUCUUUGAUGGGGCUUUCCUCGAUAUUCGUGUCUCAGUGGUGUACGGUUGUUUUCUUGGUUUCGGCGCUUUCAUCUUCGGCCUACUGCGAGCGUAUGCUCCGAAACUCGUUUUUCUCAGCAUUUUCGGGACAAUCGGAAUAGAUAUCUUCUGCACACUGGGACCUCUAUUCCCGGCCCCUCGAUUCACGCUCCUUAAUUCAACCUUGACUGCUGUGGGAUGUUAUGGUGCUAUUGCAGUUAUCGCUACUAUCUGCAUCUUCCCAGAAACGAUGUGUUACUCCUACUUGACAUCCAUAUGUCAACAAUUAGAUCGCGUCGAGAGUAUUAUAUCGCUUCAAGACGAUGUCUUGAAGUCCUCUCCCGUUCAACUAGGUAUUUCUUCAAGUGCUAUCACCACCAAGGCAAAGGGCUUGCGAGCGGUGUUAGUUGGCACGCAAAAGCAACUGUUGAACUCUGCUGGAUUUGUCUCGCUGGAGUUCAGCUGGGGUCGAUGGAGCAGCGAUGAUGUUAAGGAACUCCUUGAACCAUUGCUUGGUCUAGCUUCUCGCACCGCCGGUUUCUACACCUUUCACACCAUGGUUGGGAAGAGGGCCACUGUUGUUGAGGACUUUUCAGAUCCCAGUCCCGUUUCUACCCGUACUAAUAAUUCGGAUACCCCAACACAUAACGAUACCUACCUUCUCCGACAAAUCAUCCAGUCUAACGCCAACAUGGAAGACCAGUAUAAUGUUCGCAUCACAGACAUGCUUCCUCUUCUAGAUCGGUCGACAUCUGCUUUGCGCCGAGCCUGCAUCGAAGGCGUUGACUGUAUGCGAAGAAACCUAGAGAACAUCAAUAACUACCGAUGGACGCGUGUCCCAAGCAUCGAUAAGGCGUUGCGUGAAGAACUUGACGGCGCUAUCAAACAUCUCCGUGAGGAGCUUACAAAUUUCAAGACUACUGACCGGAUGAUUCUCCUCGAACCCUAUAUGUCGUUCCUCAACAGCGAAACAUUAGAAAAGGACCGUGAUUCAUUUCCAGUUCGGAACCUCUUCCUUUCAUACGUAUUUGGAUCAAACUUGAUUGCGGUGAGCGAGAGCACUAUGGUCCUCAUGCAAUUGGUCAGCAGAACCUUGGCAAAACGAGACCGGAACAGGUUGUGGGCACCGAAGGGCUUACGAAAACUGGGUACCUUACUCAGACAAAAAGACGACGAUGACAUCGCAGUCACUGGUGAGGAUGCAACAUCAAGCGUAUCCCAGAUGGGUGAUAUCAAAGAUUACAGGAGGGAUCCGGACAGCGCUCCUCCAACGAAUGUUGUACAAAGGUUUAUGAAUAGCAUCCAUUCAUUAUAUCAUUGGAGCAGCACCGCUGAAGCAAUGUUUGUAUUCAAGUACACUUUCAUCAGUGUGAUCCUUUGGCUUCCCGCAGUCCUGAAGCGGUCAGCGCGUUUCUACUACGUACAGAAGGGCUUAUGGGCGCUUAUCAUGGCUCAGACAACCAUGAACAUAUACGCCUCUGAUCAAAUUUUCAAUCUUAUUACUCGUUUGAUGGGGACUGCCAUUGGACUGGUCCUAGGCCUGGCCGCCUGGUACAUGGGAAACGGACAUGGCAUUGGAAAUCCAUACGGGAUUGCAGCGACCGUGGGCUUGUGGAAUAUCCCUUUGGUUUUCCUGCGUGUCUAUGCGCCACCGCAAUAUCUUGCCGGUGUUCUUCUUGCCUGCGCUACGUACACUUUGAUUGUCGGAUACUCGUGGGUAGACGGACAUAUUCCCUCUUACGGGUCACCUGGUAUUGGAUGGGACGUAGCGUGGAGGCGCUUUGUGCUUGUUUCGAUCGGGUCCGGGGCGUCGUUCGUUAUGAUGAUGCUGCCCCCGAAAUCAGGUCGUAAAGCUGUCAGACGGCGAAAUGCUUCACUUGUUGGAGCCAUAUCCAAUCUUUACGCUUUUCUUAUCGCGACCUGGAUAUCAGACAACACCCUAGCUGAACAGGAUACCGGUGAUGGUGACGGUAACAACUACGAGCAUGAUCGUCCCUCUGUAUUCUGGAUCAAAGAGUUUAGGGAACGUUUGUUUAGCCUUGCGGAGGAAGUCAAUGCCAUCAGAGGAUUUACGGCACUGGCAAAGUGGGAAGGAAACAUACGUGGGAGGUGGCCAGCGGAAGAUUAUCAUGCCUUGAUCGAGAUUCAGGCAGAUAUGAUUUCUCCUCUUGCACAGUUGGCAAAUGCCCUUUUCCAGAUGAAUGACGAAUGGCGCUUACAGUUUCUGCACUGCACCAGAGUUCUCAACCCAAAUUUUAUCACCGAAGUGAUAGGAGUUUUCUCCGCGGUGUCCCAGUCCCUUAAUGCGGGAGAGCCGCUCGCUGAAGUUUUACCUCAAAGACUAGUUGGACGGUUUUUCUACCACCAACACAGCCACCAACAUGCUCAUCGCAAUUCUACAAGCAAGGAAUAUGAUAUUAUCGCAAUCGACCAAGUAACUUCGUUGAAUUAUAUGUAUUACGCCACGGGUAUCGUCGCUGUGUUCCAACUACUAGAGUGUCUGGACGAGCUCCAUCGCAUCACCAAAAGGAUUUGCGGCGUGGUCCCGUUGAAGGGAUUUGUGAAUUGGAGGGAUCAGUUUGACCGUUCUCAUACCUUUGUCUAGAUUCCGCACUCGCCUUUGAAUCAUGAACAAAAUAAUUUGUAAGCGAGCGGCUGCAUAGAAGACGGCAUCCUCACUCGCGGCUUCUGCAACAUCAAGUUUGAAUCAAAGUCGAUAGUUGGAAGCUGUUAGUAGGCGGUUGAAGUUGUUGAGCAUAAUGACGCGAACACGAUAUGAUGUCACCGUGACAAAUGAUUUGGCCUCUUAACAGUGUUCUGUCCCUGAUAAAUUCGCCGGUGACUGUUACAUUUGGAACAGAACUAUUGAUCUCACUUGACAUGUCCGGCAUUCUAAACCAGAUGGAGUCUUUCAACCGUUUGAAGGGUGUUGAAAACACCGGCAAGCACUGUCCCGCCUAUUGAAGGAGACAAAACGUGAAAAUCAAAAACAAGUUCAUACCUCACCUCAACUUCGACUACAACGUUAUGUGGCUAUAAGUCGCUGAGUCCUUUGGACGGUUGGAUCACCACUCAAUCUUGACCUUGCCUAAAUUUCGUUUCGCUUUCAAUACUAAGCUGCUUCUGAAGUCCUCCUCACAACGACGAAGUCCUUUCAAUCAACUGUAUCACUCUAUACACCAGGACGCGCAUAACCAACUGCAAAUUUCAUGAGUGUAUUCACAAUGAAAUUCUGUGGCGGAAUGCUCAAGUGGGUCCAAGGCCAUAAUCAGGCACUUCGAAACCCGGAUCAAAUUGCAAGUCGGAACCUGACUCUGAAUCGCAUGUCC
Messenger RNA from Marasmius oreades (fairy-ring Marasmius), 4040 nucleotides. RefSeq lists its product as uncharacterized. The record is from RefSeq and is a predicted model, not a curated record. The coding region runs from base 182 to 3316 and encodes 1044 amino acids. The transcript has 21 exons. NCBI's taxonomy places the organism in Eukaryota, Fungi, Basidiomycota, Agaricomycetes, Agaricales, Marasmiaceae.